CACGCAGAGUAGUACGAUUCUCGUUGAAAUUGUACAUCUUUAAUCGUAGUAACCGUCAACACAAUGUACGGCCAUUUAAUAUUUGCAAUUUCAAUAAUUGUGACUGUACACAAUGGACCGAGGGCAAGGGCCAUGCCACCGGCGACGUCUGUGCCGCUGACACGGCACCAAUUACAGCUGAUCGUCGGUGUUUAUCAAAAAGAGCAUUGGCGCGAUUUGUGGUUUAGCUCGGUGUACGACGGCGAAGAAUGGGAGGUCGUAAGUCGUUUGUCCAACCCGGCGUGUAGACCCGGACCGUGGAAGAAGCUGCGCUUGAUGCCUCGGAUAAUGGGAUGCAUGUACGGGGCAAAACUGCAUUGGUUUCUGUCGCUGGCCAUCCGCGUUAUUGACGAGUGUACGCGUUUGUCGCAACACCAUCAUGACAGCACCGGCCAUUGUUGGAACACACUCGGGCAAUGUCUGCGGAAAUGUUCCGAUACUGUUUUGUACGUGAUGCGCUCGUUGGCGUACAUCUAUGCCACUAUCGGUUACGAUACCGACUUGGAUGGGUUUUACGCACAUUUGUCGACGAUCAGAAAUUUCCUCGGCCAACAUAGCGUCGCGGAAUGCACUGUCGUGCUGCCGGACGGCCUCAAUUACUUCCAGCUGGUGGAAACACUUAUCGCUAACUUGGAGACGUUCUUGUCUUCUGGCUGCCGACCGGAGCACCCGCCGUUGAACAUCGACGAAUCAACGAACGAACAUCAAACGCGAUUUCCCCUAGCCAACAGGUACGAUUACUAUGCCCACAACAUGGAAUACUACUUGAAAGAACAUAGACACGAUGACAUUGACGUUGCAGCAACACCAGUACAAUAUUACCUUUACAUUACAUUAGUCUUGAUGUACACGCGGAUUUGGUAGAGGAUUUUGAUUUUAUACACACAAAUAGUAACCAUUUAAUAGAUGUUUUUAAUUGUUCCGUGUUUAAUAUGUUAUAACUUUAUUAUGUGUAAUAAUAAUUGUUUUUUUUUUUCAUUAAAUGAUUUUAUAAAAUACAUAAUAAAAGUUAUACCAAAAUAAAUAAUAUACCAAAAUGGG
Messenger RNA from Adelges cooleyi (spruce gall adelgid), 1080 nucleotides. RefSeq lists its product as uncharacterized. NCBI's taxonomy places the organism in Eukaryota, Metazoa, Arthropoda, Insecta, Hemiptera, Adelgidae. The transcript is spliced from 2 exons. The coding region runs from base 64 to 903 and encodes 279 amino acids. The record is from RefSeq and is a predicted model, not a curated record.